Messenger RNA from Pimephales promelas (fathead minnow), 2832 nucleotides. Lineage: Eukaryota; Metazoa; Chordata; Actinopteri; Cypriniformes; Leuciscidae. The record is from RefSeq and is a predicted model, not a curated record.
UUAUUAUUAUUAUUUUUUUAUUCAGUAUUAACAAUAUAAUACAACAACAUCUGUUUAUGCCAGGGCUGAUACACAAAAUACACGCAAUACACAAAAGACAAACAAUAACCAUAAAAUUAAAUAAAAUUAAAAAAUAAAACAAGACCAAAUUACAUAAAAGGAUGCUAAUUAAACAUAUUUAGAGAGUACAAGAUCGUUCUUAAUAGCCUUUCUAUAUUUAAGACCUCUUACAGUGGUGUGAUAUUGUUUUAGCUCUGCAAAAGGUGUUUGGUUUGGACUCAUUUCUUCUUAUGAAUAUGGAAUUUUCCUAAGACUAAAAACAAUUGGACAAAAAAAGAAAAAUCCUUAUAUGUUCCACCAUCUUCAAAGUAAAUAAACACAUCUUUGUGCUGUUUUACUUCAUUUUCCGGGUCAGAACGUCUACGUUUGGUAGUUUCAGCUGUGUAUGGUGUAAAUGCACAAAUCGGAUACGGGUCCCUUUUAAAAGAUGUAAUGCAGAUGUAAUUUUAAAAUGGUGUAAGCAGGUCGUCGAAAAAAUCGGAUAUAGUCAGAAAAUCGGAUUUGGGCAUCAAGACCUGCAGUGUAAAUGCAGCCUUAGACUUUGGUAUGAUUAGCAAUGAUCACCAAUUAGCAAAUUAGCUAACCUAAUGUCUUAAGGCAGCUUAAAACUUGGUCGGAGUAUAUUUCCACAGAGUGGCACUGGAUUUCUCUAAACAGCUUCUUUUUUGUAUUUUGGGCUGGACUUUCUGAUGGCCUUCACUGUUAUUGGCUUUCCACCACACUUAUUGCUCUAAGUUUCAAAUUGAUUCAAAUCUGAAUGAAAAACUUGGCGCAAUAUUUUAAAGAAUAUGUUAUCAGAGAGAAAGCAUUACAAAUAUAUAACAGUUUGAAAAAGACAUUUGACACUAUAUAAUGUGAAGUUAAGACAUUAUGUAAAUGUUCUUUUUGCUUUUUUUUUGGAAAUCCAGGGUGGCAACCAAUAUAGCCAGAAAAGAUAUAUACAUGCGACAAUAGGUGGGGAUCAUCAACAUUUGUUUAUUAGACAUCUAACAGACUGUAAAAAUACAAAAGUUAGAAAACAUAUAUCAAUAGGGUCCACAGGGGAGGAGUUCCUGUGAACCAAUGGCACAAUUAAUCUUUACAUUUUUUUGGUGUUUAUUUGAGUUUUGUGCACUAUACAUCCUCUAAUCAUGAUAAUCCUCAUGUCUAUCAAUUCAUCAUGCAAAGAUGAAGAGAAAAUGGGGUGAAUUGUGUCUAUAGGAUCAAUGUAUGUAGAUUUAAAGCUUUCAUUUUUCAUUUGGAUUUCGAUGUGAAAAGACUUGACUAGACUUGAGGAAGCAUUCAAGAAGUAAAUGGGAAGGACUCUGAAAGAGUGGGCGGUGACUGAACAUGAUAAUACAGGAGAGUUUGAACAGAGAAAGUGAAACUGUCCAUCACUGAGUCCAUCAGAACAGCUACUUCUACAUCCUGAGGUGAUUUAGUUAAAGUUUGAGCGCAUUCAACAUGAGUUUCCAGAUCUACUUUACAGAUGAGUUACACGGACGCGAGAGAAUAAGAGUGUGUGUGUCGGAUUCAGAAGAGGAGUUCAGGAACACCACAGUGGAGGAGUUAAAGAGAAAACUCAUCCCUGGAGACCAGCUUGCAGACACUAUUCUUCACUACUGCUUUUACACACUGGAGGAGAAUCGCACACUGGGUUUCUACGGCGUUCAACACGAGGGUCAUAUUAUCGCAGAGCGCCGUAUAAUUAAACAUGAGGAUGAAUUUACUUCAGGGCGCAAGCAAUGCAGGUGUCCCACAGUUGAGGACACUAUUCUUCGCCACCGCUUCAAGACACUGAAGGAGAAUCGCACACUGGGUUUCUACGGCGUUAAACACGAGGGUCAUAUUAUCGCAGUACGCUGUAGAAGCUCUGUUACAGCGAAACGCCCGUGUGACUCUCUUCCCGUUCAUGGGUCAGCAGUUAAAAAGACUGAACUUGACAACUAUAAUCUCUUGACACUGGAGGAUGAUCACACACUUGGAUUCGGCAUUAAACAUGAGGAUGAGAUUACAGCAGCAGAGACAGCAUCCAGUGGACUCCCCAGUUCACGGACCGCUGAACGGCAUUCAAUGUCCCCACGUAACAGCUGUUAUUUAGAGCGCCGAUCAUGUGGAUUUCAAGUUUCAGGUCUGAAGAGAAAGAUAUAACCAUAUCCAGCACUGAAUCUAUGGAAAUAUGAGCUCUUAUAUAUAAAUGCAUUAAAAUCACACACUUCAUUUGAGUUCACUGCACUCAAAUAAUACCGAAACUUGAAGUGGCUUGAAUGACUGAAAUAGUGAACUCAACCUGAAUGGGUUAUAGAACAUAUGUAGAUCCCAGAAUAAUAAUUGAAUAGUUAAGGUAAUUAAUCAUAAAUUAAGUGACAAUUGAUCAUUAGGGAUGAAUACCUGUUGUUAACAAGCAGAAUCACUGAAGGAAAGAGAAACACAAGAAAUUCAAGGUUUAAGGUCACUGUGAUGGAGGUCAGCGUUUGCUUUAGUUUGGCUCUUGACCCUUAACAUUUGAGUACAAGAUAUUCUGUGGAUGCUAUAAUUGAGUGUUGAUGAAAUAUUUAUUAUCGCACAAUAUUCAAGGAAAAAAGGAUAAAUGGCAAUAAUUUAAUGACUCGAUUCACUGAUCACAUUCAGAGUCUAAUCUCUGAUUACUUUAUUGGUUGUAUUCAAAACUAGAUUCUACAACACAAGCACUAACAAUGUUGUGACUAUCAGAUAGUUUGAAGGAUUUUACAGAAAAUAUAAUUCAUUGGCAAAACUAACAGAUAUCAAGAAUCAGCAAAUGAAUCUCAACAA